GGUCAACAGACAUAAAAACUUGCAGAGGCUUUUGUUUUGCUACGUACGUAUACUAAACGCUGGAUUCUUUAUUUAAACUCAUUGUAGAAAGUGAGAUUACUUCAAGGAGGAAAUCAAGGAUGUGUUUGAAUGCAUUUGAAUUUUACACAUGAUCAAAGUUUGACAAGAUGAGUAACAGUACGAACAUCAACAGUAAAUUGAAACCACCGUCAUUGCUUGUGGUUCGUCGAGCUACACUUGCUGCAUGUCGUGAAAAAAGCAACAACUUGGGAAAGGUUGGAGGUAAAAAAGCUUCAACGGUAAAUGACAAGCAAGAGAGAGUGUUAAAAAGACAGAAUUCUAACCUUGAAAAUCAAGAACCUUUGACGAAAAAAGUGAAACGAAAAGAAUAUGCGCAAGAAGGAAAAAAGAAAGCUGUUGCCCCAAAGCGUGCUCCAUGGGACUAUAAAGGUCGCAUGGAGGAUAUGGAGCAGUAUCUGGGUACAUUAAAAAGUACACAGCAAGAAAGCAUUCAAAGGAUUGAGAUGUUGGAGUCACAGAAACACCAACUUCAGGGAAACGUUGUGAUGAAAGAGAAAGAAAUGGAAGAAGCUACAGCAUUGAGUAAGAAAUUACAAAAGCGACUGAAUGAAAAGACAGAAGUUGAGGAAGAGUUAAGAGGCGAAAUCGAGAGGGUGUCGUCGGAAAAAGAUUUGAUUGAUCGCGAAAGAGAAGAGUUUAAGUUUGAACUGGAACUAUCGCAAAAUGAAGUGAAAACUUUAAAAUUGAAGAUGUCGACGUUGUCAUCCGAACUGCUUGGUGUAAACACUGAGUUAGAUGCUAGUAAGGAUGCUUACAAAAAAGCAAAAAUGGAAAACGAUCGUCAGGCAAGUGUUAUUUUACAAUUGGAAAGUAAGAUACGCGAACAUCAAGAUAGUAUUUGUGAACUGGAGGCGAGACUUCGAGGUGAGGAAACACUACGACGUCAGCUUCAUAAUAAAGUUCAAGAGUUGAAGGGUAACAUUCGCGUCUAUUGUCGUGUUCGGCCAAGUCUGCCUUCAGAAACUAGUGUUUCGCUUACUAAUAUGGAGUUCACUAAUGACACUGAUAUUAUUCUACACAAUAACAGCAAGUCAAGUGCUUCAUCUAACAAAAGCCAACAAGCCAGAAUGUCAUUUUCAUUUGACAAAGCAUUUUGUCCAGAAACGACUCAAGGAACGGUCUAUCAAGAAAUAUCACAGCUAGUUCAAAGUGUGCUUGAUGGAUACAAUGUUUGCAUCUUUGCGUAUGGUCAGACUGGAUCAGGUAAAACAUUUACAAUGGAAGGUGAUAUCAAUGGUCGAGAAACGUGGGGUAUGAUACCACGUGCUAUGGAACAAGUCUUCUUUAGCGCUGAGGAGCUCACGAGUAAAGGUUGGAAGUACGAGAUACAAGCGUCUUUUCUCGAAAUAUACAACGAGACAAUACGUGAUCUCCUUGGAAACCCUGACAGCAAACAUGAGAUUAAACAAGUAACCACAAACAAUGGCAAACAAGCGAACGAUGUGUUCGUUACCAACUUGAAAACCGUGGCCGUUACAUCAUCCGAUCAAGUGUCAAGUUUACUUCGAAAGGCUUACGAAAAUCGUUCUGUGGCCGCUACAAACUGUAACGAUCGCUCGUCGAGAAGUCACUCUGUCUUUCAACUAAAACUCCUCGGGAGUAAUGAGAUUACUGGGGAACAAAGUCAAGGGUUAUUGAGUUUGGUUGAUCUGGCGGGUUCUGAAAGAAUAAGUCAAUCCGGAUCAACAGGAUUAAGACUUAAGGAAGCUCAAAACAUCAACAAGAGCCUCACAAAUUUGGGUAUAGUCUUCAACUCCUUGGCUAACAAGGAUAGUCACGUGCCUUAUAGAAACUCGAAAUUAACUUAUUUGUUGCAAAACUCUCUUGGUGGUAACAGUAAAAGUUUGAUGUUCGUGAAUGUUUCUCCCCGCGAGGACUCUUUCCAGGAAACCUUAUGUUCACUUCGAUUUGCAACGCAGGUAAACAAUUGUAAUAUUGGUACUGCUCAAAAAGUGAAGAAGUGAUUUCUCAAGGCUAACUUUGUAGAUAAAAAUUAAAUUUAUUUGCGCGGAAUUUCGUCGCAGUUUUAUUGAUAUACAUCAUAAGAAUGAUAAUUUUAAGAAUUUGAGAACUACUUCUUCAUAGGAAUAAUAGCGUUAUAAAGUAUUAAAUGAUAAUUUACUGUGCACGAGACAAUACCUCAGUUCAUAUAACGCUACAUUCUGGGUCUCACAUAAACUUAUAUUGCUGGCGGUGAAAAUUGAUAGGAGUAGUUUAGCACCUUUAGUUAUAACAUCAGACUAGCACGCUAGUAGCAAAGAUUAAAGCAGUUUGAAAUGUU
This is a messenger RNA of Xenia sp. Carnegie-2017, 2362 nucleotides long. Its product is annotated as carboxy-terminal kinesin 2-like. The transcript has 16 exons. Gene Ontology annotation, biological process: microtubule-based movement. NCBI's taxonomy places the organism in Eukaryota, Metazoa, Cnidaria, Anthozoa, Malacalcyonacea, Xeniidae. The coding region runs from base 168 to 2045 and encodes 625 amino acids. The record is from RefSeq and is a predicted model, not a curated record. Gene Ontology annotation, molecular function: microtubule binding; microtubule motor activity; ATP binding.